UGUUUUCUUGCGUCUCUGCAUACACCGCACGCUUUCCCCAAAUCGGCGACGCCAUGGACAAGGAGAGGAAGCUGUCCUUCUCCAUCCCUACCAAGGCCAGGCCGCCCAAGCCCCCCACCCACCCCGCCGCCGGGGCUGGUUCCUCCGCCACCAACGGCAAAUCCACUUCCGCUGCUGCUGCCCCUGCCCAGCAGUUCGUAACUGAGUUCGAUCCGUCCCAAACCCUAACAGCCGCCGGCGCGCCCGCCGUCAUCGCGCCCCUCCCGAACUCCGGCCACUUCCUCAAUCAACGUUCCCGCAAACCCUCCUCCCUCCCGACCCCUGAGGAGGAGGCCGCCCUCGCGGCCUCCACUGCCGGCGGCCCCACAUUCGUGCUUGACACAUCCACUGCCCCCGACAACCCCUCCUCACACAUCGGCUAUGGCCUCACCCUACGUAACGGCGCUGACACGGAGUCGGAGAAGACACUGUCUUCCACUGCUGUCGUGGAAUCAGAGAAGAAGCCGCCUUCUUCCGCCCGAGACGUCCCCAGCGGUGACCUUAUGCUGCGGCGGUAUAAGGAAGAUAUGGACAGUCUCCCCGAUCACCGUGGUAUAGACGAGUUUGAUGAGGUGCCUGUUGAGGGCUUUGGUGCUGCUCUCCUUGCUGGCUAUGGCUGGUCAGAAGGUAAAGGUAUUGGUAGGAAUAAUAAGGGGGAUGCCAAGGUCGUUGAGUACGACCGCCGUGCCGGUACGCAGGGGUUAGGCUAUAACCCCUCUGAGGCCGACCCUAAGAAGACUCGCUCCGGCGAAUGGGUUGUUGGUGGGAAGAAGGGGACAGAAAAUGGGAAUGUGAAGAGAGAUAGGGACAAGAAAGAUAGACAUGAGGAGAGGGAUUUGAGCUCCCGGCAGAAGAGAUCUGGUGAUCAUAGAGCAGAGAGGAGGCCUCAAGAAAAAGCGAGAAGCGCUCGGGAUAGCCGAGAAGGCAAGAGUGGUGGUGAUGUUGGUAACAAAGUGCGGUGGUUACAGAGCAACAUCAGGGUUAGAGUGGUUAAUGAGAGGUUCAGCAAAAGGUUGUACUUGAUGAAGGGGAAAAUUGUCGAUGUGGUGGGACCAACAACAUGUGACAUAAUUAUGGAUGAUGGCUCAGAGCUGGUGCAGGGGGUGGAGCAGGAUAUGCUCGAAACUGUCCUGCCACGGACGAAUGGGCGAGUUCUUGUGCUCUGUGGGAAGCACAAGGGUGUGUAUGGGCGUCUGGUGGAGAAGAAUUCAGCGGAGGAGACUGGACUGGUGGAGGAUGCUGAUUCAAAGGGCAUGAUACGUGUGAAAUAUGAUCAGAUUGCAGAAUAUGUUGGGGACCCAGAGUUGCUUGGGCAUUGAUUUUUUCUUUGAGUGGACAUCCGUUUACCAGGAUCUCUUCAGCUGUGCUAGAUGCACAGGGCCACCUUGGGAACCAUUCAUCACGAAAGUUCUUUGUGGGCCCAUGAUCACAGGCGUCAGUGUGAUGACUGAUGAACCUUGGUACUCUAAUAUGUUCCUAUAUUGUAGAUUAUUGUCCCAGGUUCAUUGACACUUUACCCUCACAGGUGCUCGGCAUCUAUAGGGCAUAAGGCUAUGUGGAUUGGCUUCUGAACUGCAUUUUUUCUUCUAGUUUGGAUAUGUUAACUAAUCAGUGACAUAUUUUGAAAGACCUAUUUCAAUACUAUGACGAAGAGGCGGCAUUGAUGUCUCGUAAGGGAUGGAUGCGAUGGAAACUGAAGAUUUAUGAUAUGGAAGUACAUAGUGAUAGAUCCAUACAGGUUGUAGCUGGAUAAUUGACGGCUACUUUAACUCCUAUGGUUGCCAGCUGAUUAAAGUUCAGCUAUUCCCAUCCUUGCAUGCCUGACCGUUUCCAUGUACUGCUGACGGUGAAGAUGGCUUUCUAGCAUGCAGACCAAAACUUGUGAACAGUAGCAUUCUGUUGUUGAGAGUUCAGUAUCUCCUACAAUGCCUGCAGCUGAAGAUCACAACGGACUGAAGUGCAUCUCUGAAACCUGUAUUAGAGUUCUAGCACCUGGCAACAGCUUUUCAGAUGACAGAUCUGCUUUGAGGUUUUAUUGACCUCAAGUGCGCUGUCUUUCUAUAUGGAAUAUGAUGCCAGUUUGGCUGUUGUAACAAGCACUGGAAGUUUCAAACGGUCCAAGAUUCCUCCUCCACUGUUUGUACUGUAACUUAGGUCCAUUCUGGAGCUCCCCGUUCUCCUGAAAUCUGGCUCUACUUCCGCUCUCCAUGAGUAGAAAUCCUGAGUUCAGAUUCCGUUCAGCAUGUUCAACGUGCUAGAUCCCGAAAUUCUCUUCCAACGGCCACGGUCAUGGAUGGUGGCUUUUGAAAUUCUCUUUCAAAACCAGGAAGCUAUCCUAUCAGCCUAUGGCUCUGCCGACUCCGCAUCCGAUCGGAGCUUGUUGAGCUUGUGUCUCUGCGGAAUGGAACCUUUGUUUCUGUCAUUACCUUGUGCAUGGUAUGCAGAUGGCAGCUACGGCCCUGGUUCUCUUGCAGGAUGCUGAUCUCAUGUUAGCACGUCCUGCCAUUCAAAAUAUGAGAUAAUAUAUGGUCAAUUUGUAUCUAGGAAUUUAAUAUUGAGAAAACAAAUUGACACCGAAAUAAUUUUGUUUCUUAACUUCACACUAUUUUGUAAACUGAACACUGUACAGGAGAUACGGCAAUUCUGAUACAGUCCAAAUACGUAGCUUCGGUAUGUAAAAAA
This is a messenger RNA of Brachypodium distachyon (stiff brome), 2721 nucleotides long. RefSeq names its product protein MOS2. Gene Ontology annotation, biological process: mRNA splicing, via spliceosome. Gene Ontology annotation, molecular function: nucleic acid binding. Gene Ontology annotation, cellular component: spliceosomal complex. The record is from RefSeq and is a predicted model, not a curated record. Bases 54 to 1358 code for a protein of 434 amino acids. NCBI's taxonomy places the organism in Eukaryota, Viridiplantae, Streptophyta, Magnoliopsida, Poales, Poaceae. The transcript has 5 exons.